AUGCAGGAAAAAUCAGAGUUUGUUGAUAGGAAAAUGGAAUCAGAGGUUCAGGUGGUUGAUGGAAAUAAAGUGGAUUGGAAAGGAAGAAGUGCUUUGAAAUCCAAAUACGGUGGGAUGAAAGCUGCUUUGUUCAUACUAGUGACACUUGGUUUGGAAAACUUGGCAAGUUUCUCACUAGCUGCGAACUCGAUUACGUAUUUCAAUGGAAUCAUGCAUUAUGAACUAGAAGAUGCAGCUAACAUGCUCACCAACUAUUUAGGUGUCAGUUGCAUACUCUCUAUUUUGGUUGCUGUGUUCGCUGACAAGUGGAUUGGCAGAUACAAAUCUGUUUUAUUUUCUUGCUUCUUCGAGUUUUUGGGCCUUGCAUUGGUUACAACACAAGCGCACUAUCCUAGUCUGAAGCCGCAAAUUUGCAACGUCAAUGAUAAAACUGUUCCUUGUAAAACACCAAGUGGUGGCCAGGAAGCUUUUCUCUUCAUUGGUCUAUACUUGUUGGCCAUCGGCGGUGCGGGAAUCAAAGCUGCAUUGCCAUCACAUGGCGCAGAUCAGUUUGAUGAAACUGACCCUAAAGAAGCAAGGCAAAUGUCCACUUUCUUUAACAUGAACUUGCUUGCUGUUUCAAUGGGUGGCGCAAUCAGCUUAACGUUCACUGUGUGGAUACAAAUCCAUAAAGGAUGGGAUUGGGGCUUUGGUAUUGGCACAAUAGCUAUAUUGUUAGGUACCAUAGUUUUUGCUGCUGGGUUGCCACUGUACAGAAAUCAAGCUGCUAAAGGAACUAGUGGUCUCAUUGAGAUCAUACAGGUCUAUGUUGCUGCAAUCCGCAACAGAAAUCUCUCCUUACCCGAAAAUCCAGCAGAACUAUACGAGAUUGAUCAGGACAAGGAAGCUGCUGACGAAAUUGAGUUUCUACCUCAUAGAGACACUCUCAGGUUCUUGGACAAAGCGGCUAUAAAAUCAAAACCUGAUAACCAAUUAGAGAAUUCAGAGACACCAAGCACAAGCCAAUGGAAACUUUGCAGGGUUACCCAAGUAGAAAAUGCCAAAAUAAUUCUCAGCAUGGUCCCAAUAUUCUUUUGUACAAUUAUAAUGACCCUUUGCCUAGCUCAGCUCCAAACCUUUUCGGUUCAACAAGGCUACACCAUGGACACAAGCUUCACCAAACACUUUGACAUCCCACCGGCAUCCCUCCCAAUUAUCCCAAUCAUGUUCUUAAUCAUUCUUGCACCUAUCUACGACCGCGUUUUAGUGCCUGUUCUACGCAAAUUCACCGGUAUUCCAACUGGUGUUACACAUUUGCAGCGUAUAGGAGUUGGUCUAAUGCUUGCUUCUUUAUCCAUGGUUGUGGCCUCAAUAAUAGAAGUGAAAAGGAAAAAAGUGGCUAAAGACAACAACAUGCUUGAUGCCUUACCAGUACUUCAGCCAUUGCCAAUAAGCAUGUUUUGGCUGUCUUUUCAGUAUUUCAUAUUUGGCAUAGCUGACAUAUUUAGCUAUGUUGGUCUCCUUGAGUUUUUCUAUUCCGAGGCGCCGAAAGGUCUUAAAUCUACAUCAACUUGCUUCCUUUGGAGUUCUAUGGCACUUGGGUAUUUUCUAAGUACCAUAACGGUUAAGUGUAUCAAUGGUGUCACCAAGCAUACAAAAAAUGGGGGUUGGUUAGUAGGGAAUAAUAUUAACAGAAAUCACCUAAACCUCUUCUACUUCUUCCUUUUCAUUGUGGGCUUGCAUAACUUCUUUCUCUAUCUGUUUGUUUCAAAAAGAUAUAAGUACAGAACUCAAGGCCCUAAUGUCCCUUUUGAUGGCGAUUCAAAGGAGUUAACAUAA
Molecule: messenger RNA, 1818 nt
Organism: Lathyrus sativus (Indian pea)
Lineage: Eukaryota; Viridiplantae; Streptophyta; Magnoliopsida; Fabales; Fabaceae
Source: the annotation of a GenBank genome assembly